UUCAAACGUUGUCACCUCUCACUCACGAAAUUGCCUGUUCCAAUUCAUCUUUCUGCGCUCGUAUUCCUCGAUAGCUCUUUGCAGAUCAAUCAGAGCACAUGGCCCACCCCAACGACAUCUACAAACUGUAGGCCUAACGUGACACAUCACCAAAGUUCGAGGCCCAUUCAGCGGCAAUCUGCAGAGACACCCCAAGAAAGCUCAAGUGCUUCAAAUGAGACGAUUUUUGGUCUACUGGAAACGGCACUUCAAAAAUUAGACCGUCAUGAGCAGCUGCUCCUGGAAAUUGCAAGGAGGCAGGCGGGGGCAGGGCCAGUACAAGCUGACUCGGAAGAAAAUGAUGCUGUGGAUCUUCCACGCUUGCCAUGUGAGUCACGGGAGGAUCUCCAGGAGCUUAACACACUCCUGGAGAAUUCUGGAGCUGCCCGCAAAAAACUGAUCAGGAUCAUCAGCCUUGUAGGAGGUACUGGAGCCAUAGUGGUCAAUAAUACUUUGAAAUCCAUUGUGGGACACAAUGUCAGUAAGACAUUUAACAUGAUCGGGACGAAGGGAAAGGAGUCGUUUGCGGCUCUGCAAAGCAUCAACUCCGUUAUCAAAAAGGGUGUCCGUGCUAACCGUGGCAUGAAAGAGACGACGGACAAGGACAUUGCGUCAUGGUGUGGACGAUGGUUCACGAACGCGAGAGAGCGCAAAGGAGACCGGCUGGCCAGGAGGCUGGCGAAGCCGCAAAUUGCAGAAGAUGUGCUACCUGUAGAAGAUGUGCUACUUGUAGAAGAGGAGAUUGUGGGAGCAGAUUCCGACUGAACAAAGAUUUAGAAAUGAAGUUUAUAAAGAAAGAGUAUAAAUUUCUCUACAGAUUGGAGCUAAAAUGAUAUAAUUGGAUAAGAAAUUUAAAAAAAUUUCAGGCAUUUUGAAAUUUUACAUAUUUCCAUGUCAUAACUAAUUAUUUUGAUCCAGUUUUCAUAACUUUUGCUCCAAAAUGGUAGACAUGUUUUAACUAUUACUUUUAUGAGUAUGUAAAAUCUGGACUGGGCAUGUUUUUAAGUGCCUUUCCUAUUUGAAUAAAAAAAAAAACAUGAAAUGGCAAAACCUUUUUGUUCAUGUCCA
Lytechinus variegatus (green sea urchin) is the source of this 1107-nucleotide messenger RNA. RefSeq lists its product as uncharacterized. NCBI's taxonomy places the organism in Eukaryota, Metazoa, Echinodermata, Echinoidea, Temnopleuroida, Toxopneustidae. The annotation marks the transcript as partial. The record is from RefSeq and is a predicted model, not a curated record. The transcript is spliced from 5 exons.